Molecule: messenger RNA, 1621 nt
Organism: Chenopodium quinoa (quinoa)
Lineage: Eukaryota; Viridiplantae; Streptophyta; Magnoliopsida; Caryophyllales; Amaranthaceae
Product: putative threonine aspartase
Exons: 10
Coding region: 94-1452 (452 amino acids)
Biological process (GO): protein maturation
Molecular function (GO): threonine-type endopeptidase activity
Source: RefSeq, a predicted model, not a curated record
AUUCAUUCAUUUUAGUUUCAUUCAUGAUUUCAAACCCGGGCAUAGGAACAAGUAUCAACUGAACAAGGGUCCAAAAAGGUAAAUGGGGCAACGAUGCCUACGAAAGGAGUAGAUGCAAAAUCCUGGCGCUCAAACUGUAAAGAGCAAAGAGCAAGUAUGGCGGAAGUGGAGAAGGAAGAAGGAAGUUCCCCAUUUUUCGUGGCAGUUCAUGUCGGCGCCGGAUUUCAUGCUCCUUCCAACGAGAAGGCUCUCAGAUCCGCCAUGAAUCGAGCUUGCCUUGCCGCUGCUACCAUUCUUCGCAUGGAUUCUGGUAUAUGUGUUGAUGCAGUUGAAGCAGCGAUUCGAGUUUUGGAGGACGAUCCCUGCACAAAUGCUGGCCGUGGCUCAAAUUUGACAGAGGAUGGCCAUGUUGAAUGUGAUGCUAGCAUCAUAGAUGGUGAAUCUGGGGCAUUUGCUGCGGUUGGAGCAGUUCCAGGUGUUCGAAAUCCCAUCCAAGUUGCUGCUUGCUUAAUCAAGGAACAAAAGAUGGGACCUUCAUUGCUUGGCCGAAUGCCACCAACCUUCUUAGUUGGUGAAGGUGCUCAUAAGUGGGCAAAAUCAAAGAGCAUUACCUGUGCUGACACAGUAACAGAGGCUGAAAAGUGGUUAGUGACUGAAAGAACCAGAUUACAAUGGUUCAAGUAUAAAGCAAUGCUUGAUGCUGCCAAGACACAGAUAGGAGCAAUACUUCCUAGCAGUAGAUCUCAGAAAAAAGAGUUAUUAUAUGGUAAGUCUUUUCUACAAACAGUACUGAUUUGUGCUCUAGAUGUGGAAGCUUAUAUUAGUGAUGCCUUUGUAGGGGUUGAGGAUGUUGAGUCCUCUACAUUGGGGGCAAUAGAAGAAGACUGCAUCAUGGACACCAUUGGAGUCAUAUGUAUUGAUCGUGUUGGACACGUUGCCUCUGGAGCCUCCAGUGGUGGUAUUGCAAUGAAGGUGAGUGGACGAGUAGGAUUAGCAGGCAUGUAUGGCUCUGGUUGUUGGGCAUCCUCGAAAGGACCCUUUGGAGCUCCAUUUCUUGUAGGUUGUUGCACUACUGGAGCAGGAGAGUAUUUGAUGAGAGCUUUUGCCGCCAGGGAAUGCUGCACGUCAUUGUCAUUGUCACAGGCAGGUCCGGCUUUUGCUUGUAUCAAAAUUCUUCGUUUGGUAGUUCAGGCUGGUACACAACAGGAUGCCGAUGGCAGUGCUGGGAUCCUCCUCGUCCAAGCUGAUGCUCCUUUGGUGGGUCCUAAUAAUACACCAGAGCUGAAAGCAGUGGAGAUUGCUGCUGGAUAUUCAUCACAGUCAUUUGGGAUAGGAUACUUUGGAAGCUCAUUGGCAAAGCCAAAGGUUUCAAUUUUACGGAACAAGAAAUUGCAGACCAUGAAAGGGAUAGACCACUUUGAAGCCAGAAUCAAUGUUACAAUUGGAAGCUGAAGUUUCAGUUUUCAGUCUCCAUUUCUUUACAUUCUCUUCCGUAGUCUGUGACUUUAAUAUUUUUGGUCAAAGUGUGAUCACUAUUAAACAAUGAGAACCAGGGACAAUGUACCAGUAAACCUAUGGAAAAAUGCGAAUUGGAUCAAUUCAUUAUACAGUCAUUCAACUA